Molecule: messenger RNA, 2715 nt
Organism: Nylanderia fulva
Lineage: Eukaryota; Metazoa; Arthropoda; Insecta; Hymenoptera; Formicidae
Source: RefSeq, a predicted model, not a curated record
UUAUGUAUACAUUAAAUUACACGACAAGGAAAUCCGUCCUACAUAUCGUUGCUAAAUAGUAAUAAAAACACGUUAAAUUAUUAUUUGAUUGAUAUAAUACAGAAAUUGAAAAGAAAACACCAUGUUUCAUCCUGGUGUCUUUGCGGUGUUAUGGUCGGUGAUGACGUGUUCCUUUGGAUUUACGAUGGAUCGUUCAGUUGCACUUGUGCCGUCUACAUGGGAUACAGCACCGUCUUUGGACACUUAUCAAAGGGUCGACACCGCGUUGAAUGACAAGAUGCAAGUGACAGGUACAGACAGAAUAUUGCAAACUGCGGAUGCGAAAGUGUCGGCAAAUCUGGAAGGAAUAGCAGAAAAUGGGACGCGAGAAAAGAGAGCGACGACUGAGAGUACAGAGAUCAAAUUCGUCAAUAAUACAGCGGCGUCAACAAUGAGAAAUGACACGUCUAAUUCCUCGGAAAAGAACACUAAAAGAUGCCGUAGCAAGAUAGAGACUCCUAGUAUCUCCUUGGAUGGUGCGUUAAUCUCUGAAAACAAAGGAAAAGAUUGCGAUCGUGAGCGUAUUCUUCGUGCGAAUAUCGGAGAAUUGGUGACCUGGGCGAGACAAACGAGAGGAAUGACAACAGGUGUAGUGCAUAAUAGCAACUUCUUCAUCUCUCCAUUAUACCCUAAAGAGUUUAAUGUAUCCAACGAAAGCGAUAUAAAGUCAGAUAUACAUAAGAACAAACGUGAUUUAAAUGACAUUUGGAAAAUCAUUGGCGAUCUCUCCAACCGAGAGAAAUCAAUUUCUUCUUUGGGUACAGCUGAUCCUAAAACAGAGACGAUGAAUAAUGACGGCGCGUGGAAUGUUUUCGAUAUGUUUUCCAAAGUCGGUAUGGACAUCUUCCGGUCUCUGCUCGAAUCGUGGAGUAGAAACCCUAGUGCAAUCGAAGACGAUUUUUCAUUACACAAAUCAUUUCCUCUUAAACCAACUGUAACUAAUUUAAUCGAAAAUACUAUCAAGAGUCUCAAGUCCAUUCCAAAUAACAAUGGUUAUAUGUUAAUCGCUAUCGUGCCGAGAAAUGAGGGAAUCAUCGCUGUCGAUCUCGUGACGCGUGAGAUUUCUCUAAAAGAUACUCUAUUAAUCGUGACGCAAAUCCGUGCCGGGGAUGAAGAAUCUGUACCGUUCGUCGCGCAAGGACCGAAUCAGGAAAUUCUUCGAGAGGCAGCGACGAUCGAGCAGCUUCCGAUCGCGAUUAGAAAAGCGAUCGCGAGCGAUUGCAUCGGUUCGGGAUGCACAAAUCGAUAUAAACGCGAUAUUCCCAUUGUUUCGCAUUUGCCCAUCGCGAUAUUCUCACAACUGCCAGUGCGGAAACGAUUUACCAGAGACAAGGAUGCCGUGGAACAAUCGAUGUUGCUCGUACAACCUAAAGAUGAAAUGUCUAAGCAGAUACAAGUCGAGCUGAAUGAGAAUCCAGCGACUCGCGAUAAAGACCUCGAGAUGAUUAAAGAGUGGCUCGCUAAACAACCUCAUUUACCUCACUUUGAUGAUGACCAAAGAAUAAUGACAUUUUUACGCGGAUGCAAAUUCUCCUUGGAAAGAUGCAAACAAAAACUGGAUAUGUAUUUUACAAUGCGCGCGGUGAUUCCCGAAUUUUUUUCUAAUCGUGACGUGACGAGGCCGUCGAUGCAAGAAGUAGCGAAACAUGUACAGAUACCUCCUUUGCCCGGUUUAACAAAAAAUGGACGUCGUGUGAUCUUAAUGCGAGGUCUCAUUAAAGACCAGCCAAUAACCGUUUCCCACAUCACGGAAGCUAUGAAGAUGGUGUUCAUGAUCGGCGACAUACGCCUGAAAGAGGAGACCCACGGCGUUGCCGGGGACGUUUACGUCUUCGACGCUACCAUCGCGACGCCCGUGUACUUCGCCAAGUUCACCCCUACCUUAGUGAAAAAGUUUCUGGUCUGCGCGCAGGAAGCAUAUCCAGCGAAAUUGAAAGAGGUGCACAUAAUCAACAUCAGUCCGCUCAUCGACACGAUUCUCAACUUCGUCAAGCCGUUCCUGAAGGAAAAGAUACGCAAUCGCAUCUUCACGCAUAGCAACAUCGAGACGCUAUACGAUUACAUACCCAAGGAGAUAAUGCCGUCCGAAUAUGGCGGAGACGCCGGAUCCAUCGGAGAUAUACACGAGAUGUGGAUGAAGAAAUUGACGGAAUACGGGCCGUGGUUCGCGGAGCAGGAAUCCGUGAAAACCAACGAAGCCUUACGACCAGACAAACCAAAGACGCAGGACGAUCUAUUCGGAAUCGACGGAUCCUUCCGGCAACUGACCAUCGAUUAAACUGAUUAACGCGUCACGGAGUGUGCCCCAAUGUAAUUCAAUGUAAUCACCGCCGAUCGGCAACCGUUAAUUGGGAAGUUCGUUCGCGUUAGGAGCAGGAAACUUCGAUGGAUCGGUCGUACGUUAUUCUCGUGUGAUGAAUAUUUUAAUGCAACUUGCCUUCAAACGAUCAUAAUCGAAUUAGAAACUUUUGUACAGAAUUUAUACAUGAUAUCGAGUUUCUUCCAAGUAAUUUACAGCGACAUUCAAUAAGAUAAUUUAAUUGGAAAGCUCGUUUGCGGAGAAUAAUAUAGAGAUAGCGAAUACAUAUUCUGACAAAAGAAAUAACGAAACGCUAAUGGAUUAUAUUUUACACUUUUUUAUUAUUGACAAAAUAGUUUAUUUAUUUUUAUAAUUAG